AUGGCGGGCGUUGAUAGACUACCCGAUGACAUACUUGACAAUAUACUUGCUCGACUUCCCACCAAGCCAUUGAUACGGUGUAGAUGUGUAUCAAAACAUUGGAACCAUUUGAUUAGAGAUCCUAACUUUAUCAAGUCAAUUAGAGCACGUCGAAUGAUCAUCUUAGUCACAUCCAAUAAACAUCUUAAUCUUGUAGAUGCCAAUGUAUAUCCUGAGGUCAGAGUUGUUGGAACAAUAAAUGGCAUAGUGGUUUUGCAAUAUUAUGGUGGCGUACGAGCAACUCUUCCUCAUACUUGUGCUGGUGAUUUGAUGCUUUUCAAUCCCUUUACCCGUAAGUACUUAAAACUUCCCCGUAGUGAGGGGCAAUAUUGUAUACAACCUCCCUUUAGUUUCCGGGGUGGCUUUCCCCACAACAUAACCAGUGCAUAUGGAUUUGGCUACGGUAGUAGUGCAAAUGACUUGAAAAUAGUCAGGUUUAAAGAGUACAACCUGGAUUGUCAUAACAAUGGUUGUGGCGGUGAUGUUUGUGAGAUCUUUAGUCUCGAAGAGUUUAUGUGGAGCAAGCCACGAGACAUGAAUAUCAAACAUAUUCGGUUUGAGGAAACUGUGGGUACGUUUGUAAAUGGAUUUUUGUAUUGGAUUCAGAGUGGAAACAAACUGGUUGCCCUAGACGUUGCAAAGAUAGUAGUUUCGGAAAUACAUUUACCUUCCCAAACAUCAUAUGAUGAAAGCCAGAGCCGGCUCCUACUUGAAGCACAUUCCGGCCCUGAUGAAAGUAGACGUCGAUUAGGUACCAUACAUGGACGCCUUUGCUUGCUGACAAGGACCAAUUAUGACGAUGCCGAUGUUAAGUUUUGGGUGAUGAACGAAAACCACUCGUGGUGUUCAGUUACGUUAGCGUGUACAUUAGUUUUACAGGAUGUUGGUUGGGCAUACCAUCAGCACCAUAUGAUUUGCAUAUUGGAUAACGGAAGGAUUCUCAAGAGGCAACAAGAAUAA
Erigeron canadensis is the source of this 999-nucleotide messenger RNA. RefSeq names its product F-box protein CPR1-like. The record is from RefSeq and is a predicted model, not a curated record. The transcript is spliced from 4 exons. NCBI's taxonomy places the organism in Eukaryota, Viridiplantae, Streptophyta, Magnoliopsida, Asterales, Asteraceae. Gene Ontology annotation, molecular function: protein binding. The coding region runs from base 1 to 999 and encodes 332 amino acids.